CCACUGAAAAUCGUUUUUAUCAGAAUCGGAGCUGAUCAGACUCGAAAGGUAGAGCAUGCAGGCUGCCAAUUCCAUUUCAAAUGAGCGUUCUUCUUCUUGUAGUGAAGAGAAAGAAUGGGGAGAGAGAGUGGCAGAGAAGGUUAUUUCAGUGUACAGGUCUCUUCCAAAGAAGGGAAAGCCUCAGGGACGCGAAGUCACUGUCUUGGCCUCUUUCCUCCUCUCUUCUUCUUCCCAAGAAUUGGAGGUUGUUGCACUAGGAACGGGGACCAAGUGCGUUAGCUGGUCGCUACUGAGCCCGCAAGGUGAUAUCGUGAAUGAUUCGCACGCCGAAAUUAUCGCACGGAGAGCUUUGAUGAGGUUCUUCUAUGCAGAGAUUCAGCGCCUGAAUGAGCUUAUAGAUAAGCACGGAUGUUAUUUGGAGAAUGAACAGAGUGGGAAUGGAGACUUUCUUUUCCAGGUGGACCCAGAUCAUUCGGGCCAAGUCAAGUACAUGUUAGGAGCUGGUUGGCAGUUGCAUCUUUAUAUAUCUCAGUUGCCAUGUGGCAGCACUUCACUCUCUUUAAAAGAUAUUUCUCUUAGAGAAGGAGGUCAAAUGUCGUCAAUGGACAGUCUAGAAGCUUCAGAACAGAAUAAUGAUGUCUCACAGCUCGUGGACAUUGUUCAGAGGAAGCCCGGUCGUGGCGAGACAACAUUAUCAGUUAGCUGCUCUGACAAGAUAGCUCGUUGGAAUGUUCUUGGAGUCCAAGGGGCUUUGCUUUCUCACUUCCUUCAGCCUGUUUAUAUCUCUUCCAUUACUGUUGGACAAUCUCCACACUCUACAGAUAAUUUUCCCUUGGAGGAUCACUUGAGAAGAUCUCUGUACAAUAGAGUUGUGCCACUUUCAGAUGAGCUAAAAAAGUCUUUCCAUGUGAAUAAGCCAGUAUUUUGGGCGGCCCCAAUACCACAAAUGGAGUUUCAGCAUUCUGAGACUGCUCUAACUACCUUGACAUGCGGGUACUCCAUAUGCUGGAAUAAGUCUGGUUUGCAUGAAGUUAUUCUUGGAACCACUGGAAGAAAGCAAGGAACCUCUGCUAAAGGGGCACUUUCUCCAUCAACUCAGUCAUCUAUAUGCAAAAGGCGUUUGUUAGAGAUUUUCCUGUCAGUAAGGCAUGAGCACAAAAUUGAACACCUAACCAAUAAAAUUUCCUAUCGAGAGCUCAAGGAUAGGGCUCAAGAAUACUGCUUAACUUCAAAGAUUUUGAAAGGAAAGCCACCUUUUAACACUUGGCUAUUGAAACCCUUAAAUUAUGAGGCUUUCACCAUAACAUUGUAGCAAAGGAGCUAGUGCCUGCAAUAUCUCCAGGGUUUGUAUCACUAUCUUCUGUUAUCCUUCUUACAAAUACAAGAAAGGUAAACAUCGUUUGUAAUUUAUUAUUAAUGAUUCAUGAUCACUUUCUAUUCUUAUGUUUGUAGAAGCAUAAUAAGUUGGAGUUGAUAUAUUUAUUGCUUGAACAUGAUAUCGACCUACAAUCAUGAGUUGUUUAUUGAAGAAAACAUGCUUAACGAGAUAAUAAAUAUUAAGAUCCUCAUUACGAGGUUGCGGUAAUUGUUUUGUUA
Messenger RNA from Carica papaya (papaya), 1596 nucleotides. Its product is annotated as denosine deaminases acting on tRNA. Gene Ontology annotation, biological process: adenosine to inosine editing; RNA processing. Lineage: Eukaryota; Viridiplantae; Streptophyta; Magnoliopsida; Brassicales; Caricaceae. Gene Ontology annotation, cellular component: cytoplasm; nucleolus. Gene Ontology annotation, molecular function: double-stranded RNA adenosine deaminase activity; adenosine deaminase activity; tRNA-specific adenosine deaminase activity. The record is from RefSeq and is a predicted model, not a curated record.